Paracoccidioides lutzii Pb01 is the source of this 1212-nucleotide messenger RNA. RefSeq lists its product as hypothetical. The transcript is spliced from 2 exons. Bases 1 to 1212 code for a protein of 403 amino acids. The record is from RefSeq and is a predicted model, not a curated record.
AUGACUCCUGUCGGACAAGUUGUUAUCUUAGUUUCUGUUGAAUAUGCUGUGUCUGUUGAAUGUGUUGUGCUUGUUAAUAAAGUAGUUGAUGUAGUUUUAAUAGCUGAUGUACUGAUUGAAGAAGUGUCUGUUGAUAAAGUAGUUGAUGUACUUCUGAUAGUUGAUGUGUCUGUUGAUGCAGUUCUAGUACCUGAUGCACUGAUUGAAGAAGUACUUGUUGAAGAAGUGUUUGUUGAUGAAGCAGUUGAUGUACUUCUGAUAGUUGAUGUGUCUGUUGAUGUAGUUUUAGUAGUUGAUGCACUGAUAGAAGUGCUUGUUGAUUGUGAUAUGCUUGUUGAUUGUGAUGUGCUUGUUGAUUGUGAUGUGUCUGUUGAUGAAGCAGUUGAUGUAGUUCUGGUAGUUAAUGCACUGGUUGCAGAACUGCUUGUUGAUUGUGAUGUGUUUGUUGAUGAAGCAGUUGAUGUAGAUCUGCUAGUUGAUGCACUGAUAGAAGUGCUUGUUGAUUGUGAUGUGCCUAUUGAUGAAACAGUUGAUGUAGUUCUAGUAGUUGAUGUGUCUGUUGAUGUAGUUUUAGUAGUUGAUGCACUGGUUGCAGAAGUACUUGUUGAAUGCAGUGUGCCUGUUGAUGAAGCAGUUGAUGUAGAUCUGCUAGUUGAUGCACUGGUUGCAGAAGUGCUUGUUGAAUGUGAUGUGCCUGUUGAUGAAGCAGUUGAUGUAGAUCUGCUAGUUGAUGCACUGGUUGCAGAAGUACUUGUUGAAUGCAGUGUGCCUGUUGAUGAAGCAGUUGAUGUAGAUCUGCUAGUUGAUGCACUGGUUGCAGAAGUGCUUGUUGAAGGUGAUGUGCCUCUUGAUGAAGCAGUUGAUGUAGAUCUGCUAGUUGAUGCACUGGUUGCAGAAGUGCUUGUUGAUUGUGAUGUGCCUGUUGAUGAAGCAGUUGAUGUAGAUCUGCUAGUUGAUGCACUGGUUGCAGAAGUACUUGUUGAAUGUGAUGUGCCUGUUGAUGAAGCAGUUGAUGUAGUUCUGGUAGCUGAUGCUCUGGUUGGGCCAGUUCUACGCAUGGUUGUCGACGAAAUGGUGGUGCCCGACCUAGUGGUUGACAGAGUGAUAGUUGUAGAGCUGGAAGUCGAUAAAGUGCUCGACGCAGUCCAGGGUGUUUCAACUUCAGAAGACAAAAUUGCCAAAUUGGCAUCGAACAAUGCCACCUUUACUUGA